This is a messenger RNA of Cryptomeria japonica (Japanese cedar), 2532 nucleotides long. RefSeq names its product nuclear intron maturase 2, mitochondrial. Gene Ontology annotation, biological process: mRNA processing. The record is from RefSeq and is a predicted model, not a curated record. The transcript is spliced from 2 exons. The coding region runs from base 191 to 2272 and encodes 693 amino acids. Lineage: Eukaryota; Viridiplantae; Streptophyta; Pinopsida; Cupressales; Cupressaceae.
GUUUCGGGAAUUAUUUUCCGCUGCACAUAAAGAUUAUGACUCACUUAAAAUUGUCUCAGGAUACACUUCUUCAGGGUUUAAUGGGGUUUUUUCACCAUAGCUCUUCUGCAAAGCUGAACAGCCGAGGAAACACAUGCACACGAUGUGUUGCAACUUCAAAUGUGGGGAGAAGUAGCAUUAGCGCAAUAUAAUGCUUCGCAGAUGGAGGGCUAUCUGUUUACAAGUACAUAUUUACCCUCUAAGAAGCAGCUGCAGGCCUCUCUUCACAGUUGCUCAAGAAGUAACAAAGAGAGAAGACCCAUAUACGUUGAUGAAAGAAGAUGGUAUUCAGGUAUGUUCGGACAUGUGGAUACAAGCUUUUAAGAAUCAUACCAAACCAAUAACCAAUGUUACAAAUUUUUUAAAGAGGUUUGAGUUGUGGGUACUUGCUUAUCAGAAAGUUUAUGCUGAUGAAACUGGCAUGCCUUGUGCUAAGAAUGCAAUUCACUGGAAUGCCUUAGAAAAUUUGUUAUCACUUAGAAACGCUGUAUUAGAAUCUAAAUUCAUGUGGGAUUCAAGGACUGAUUUUUAUAUUAGGUCCCCCAAGGAUAAGACUAGGUUGGAGCAGCAGCUGUCUAAGACCAAGCUUAGACAACUCAUGACAUCUGCACAGCCGAGUCCUUUUCAAGAUAGGAUUGUGCAGGAAGUUUUGCUUAUGAUCUUGGAACCUAUUUUCGAGCCUAGGUUUAGUCAGAAAUCUUAUGCGUUUAGGCCUGGAAGGAAUGCUCAUACCGUGCUGAGAGUCAUUAGGAGUAAAUUUGGUGGAUAUGCUUGGUUUUUGAAGGGUGAUUUGAGCACCAUAUUCGAUGGGCUUGAGACUAAGAUAGUAAUGGGUUGUCUUUCAAGGGUUGUUAAAGAUAAGAACGUGAAUGGGCUGAUCAGGUCAGCUCUUAUGAAGCCUGUUAUGAAUACAUCAAGCGAUGAACGAAAGAAAAAGAAAAAGAAAAAGAAGGGGAAAUUUCCAAGGAAGAGGUAUUUAGCCGAGGACGAGCCCAAGCCUGAUCCUCAUUGGCUAGAGACCUUCUUUGGAUUUGCGCCAGAAGAGGCAGCUAAGGUUCCAUCAUGGGGACACUGUGGAGUGUUGAGCCCCCUUCUCAUGAAUAUAUGUCUUAACGAGUUAGACCAGUGGAUGGAGGAAAGGAUUGCUGAGUUUUAUAGGCCUUCAAGUUCUGAUGUUAUAUGGAAGGAUUCCAUUGAUGCAGGAAGCUACAAUCCUGCCUGGCCAGAAUUUGUUCCAACUAGUAGUAGGGAGAAAACUAGGAAGAUGGACUAUAUUCGUUAUGGUGGGCAUAUCUUGAUUGGAGUGAGAGGUCCUCGUAGAGGUGCUAAUUACAUUCGGAAAAAAAUAAUAGAAUUUUGUGAAGAGAAGUAUGGCCUAAACCUUGAUAAAGAUGGUUUUCCAAUAGAACACAUAAGCAGGGGGAUUGUGUUUCUGGACCAUUUAAUCUGUCGGCGUGUAAUAUAUCCAACCCUGAGAUAUACUGGAACUGGUGGGGAAAUUGUUAGUAAAAAAGGUGUAGGUACUCUGCUUUCUGUUACCGCCAGCUUGGAGCAGUGUAUUUGUCAAUUUCGAAAAUUAAGAUUUGUUAAGGGUGAUAGGGAUCCUGAUCCACAGCCUUGUUAUCGAAUGAUUCAUGCAACUCAGGGACACAAUAACUCACAAAUGAAUAAGUUUCUUGAAACAAUGGCAGAGUGGUACAGAUAUGCAGACAAUCGAAAGAAAGUAACUAGAUUUUGCUCCUAUAUUGUUCGGGGGUCUCUUGCAAAGCUAUAUGCUGCCAAGUAUAAGCUUCGCUCUCGAGCCAAGGUUUACAAGAUUGCCUCCCGCAAUCUCAGCCGUCCGUUAAAAAGGAGGGAAGGGCAUGUGCCAGACUACAAUGAUCUUUUAAGAAUGGGGCUUGUAGAUGCCAUCAGUGGCAUUGAAUUUUCUAAUAGUGCUUUGAUACCUACAACUGACUACACUCCCUUUUCUACGAACUGGAUACCAGACCACGAGAAAGUUUUGCAUGAAUAUAUAAAUGUUCUAACUCCAAAAACGUUUCGAGAACAACGGGCUUUACUGAAGCAAAAGGGGCUAGUUACACCACAGGAGUACAUGUCAAUUAUGGUGUGGAAUUUCAAAAUGUAUGGUGUAUUUGUCGAUGGCGUGCCUAUUUCGGAAAAUCAGUUCAAACAGCAAGGAGAGGUACCUGAAUCCGGAGACAAAGGUGAAAAAGAUAAAACAAUCCCAUAAGAUGCUGAGGCAAAGGUCAAUAUGAUCUCUUUCUUCCAGUCAAAGGCCAUAAUCUUGAAGCAACAGAAAGGAUACAUCUUUGUUGGUGAUUGUACCACACAUCAGGCAUUGCAGCUCAGGGGCUUGUAUUUUAGAGUAGGAGGCAACCGUGGGGGAGCUUAAGCAGCAUAGUCUGUAAGUCUGUGCUAGAUAAGUGAUCCAUUUCAAAUUGAUGUGCAUCAUACCCAUAUAAUAAAUAAGAGAUUUGAUUCUUUUGAACA